AUGCGGGAGGCGAAGAUGGAGCUCGACGUCAUCAUCUUCCUACAACGCUGGGAUCAGCGCGUGCAAGCAGGGCAAGCAGUUGCAACUGGCGUUGGCGCUGUUCAGCGACAUGCGGGGGGCGAAGCUGGAGCCCGACUCAGCUACAACGCUGGGAUCAGCGUGUGCGAGAAGUGUGAGCAGUGGCAGCGGGGUUUGGCGCUGUUCAGCGAGAUGUGGGAGGCGAAUUUGGAGCCCGACGUCAUCAGCUACAGCGCUGGGAUCAGCGCUUGCGAGAAGGGCGACCAGUGGCAGCGGGCGUUGACGCUUCUCAGCGAGAUGCGGGAGGCAACGCUGGAGCCCAACCUCUAA
This is a messenger RNA of Prorocentrum cordatum, 348 nucleotides long. Lineage: Eukaryota; Dinophyceae; Prorocentrales; Prorocentraceae. The record is from the annotation of a GenBank genome assembly.